Messenger RNA from Lactuca saligna, 1593 nucleotides. NCBI's taxonomy places the organism in Eukaryota, Viridiplantae, Streptophyta, Magnoliopsida, Asterales, Asteraceae. The record is from the annotation of a GenBank genome assembly.
AUGGCUGCCUCUGAGUUAGCAGGGUUCUUAAAUUCGAGCACCAACAAGAAGAAAGGAGCACUCACCAUUAUCCUAUCGAUUUCUUCAGGUAUGCUGCUUCUGUCUGCAGUAGUGUACACCUGUGCAACUAAAAAGAAAAGACAUCACAUGAAAAAACGAGGAAACCGGGAGUAUGAUUCUGAAAAAAAUAGUACCGAUUUUAGCACGGAGGAUCUUGACGAGUUACCGUUUUUUAGCCUAAAUAGCAUAGCCAAGGCAACUAAUGGCUUUAGCAUCAACAAUAAGAUUGGAGAAGGCGGUUUUGGUCCCGUGUACAAGGGUGUGUUGGAAGAUAGACAAGAAGUAGCAGUAAAACGACUCUCAAAAACAUCCCAUCAAGGAGUUGAUGAGUUCAAGAAUGAAGUCUUUUAUAUUGCAAAACUUCAACAUCGGAAUCUUGUGAAGCUUAUUGGAUAUUGCAUUCAUGGAAAUGAAAUGAUUUUGAUUUAUGAAUACAUGGUUAACGGAAGCUUGGACUCAUUUCUGUUUGAUGAAACCAGAAGUUCAAUGCUUGACUGGCCUCAUCGCUUUGGGAUUAUCCAUGGAAUGGCUCGAGGUAUUCUGUAUUUACAUCAAGAUUCCCGCCUUCAAAUCAUUCAUAGAGAUCUCAAAGCAGGUAAUAUUUUACUGGAUGAGGACAUGAAUCCAAAAAUAUCCGACUUUGGCCUUGCAAGAAAGUUUGUAGGAUUUGAUACCUCUGCCAAGACAAAGAAAGUGGUUGGAACAUAUGGUUACAUUUCUCCAGAGUAUGCAAUGCAUGGGCGUUUCUCUACAAAGUCAGAUGUAUUUAGUUUCGGUGUUUUAGUGUUGGAAAUAGUGAGUGGAAGGAAAAACCAAGGAUUUUCUCACAAAGAUCAUAGCGACAACCUUCUUGGACACACAUGGAGACUCUUCAAAGAAAACAAGUCCAUUGAACUCAUGAAUGCAUCUUUAAGGGAUUCAUGUGUUAUGUCGGAAGUAUUGCGAUCAAUACAUGUAGGGUUAUUGUGUGUGCAACAUAAUGUAGAAGAUAGGCCAACCAUGUUGUCAGUGGUUUUGAUGUUGAUUAGUGAGGGAGUGUUGCCUCAACCUAAACAACCUGCUUUUUUUACUGGAGAGAGCUACCCUGAACACUAUGGUAAAUCAUCAGAUGAAUACAUGAUAACACUACCAUAUGCUCGAUAGGAUAAGCAGAAUUUGUAUGUCAUAUGUAUAUAUACAUUAAACUUUGUAGCUUGAUUGGUUUGAAUCCUUGUGUAGACUUGACAGACUUUGUUAUUAAUUGUAUAAUGUUUAAAUAUGCUUGCUUCAUUUUCCCUUUCAGACUGGUUUAAGAAAAAAACAUUGAGCAAAAAUAUUUCAUCGAAUUUUUUAUCUCAUUGUUUGGGCACUUCCUUUUCAAGAACACUGUGGACGAGAGCACUCUAAAACUAGAUAAGAUCGUGGUAGUAAUUAUCAUAUAUUGUAUUUCCUAUAGUAUAGGUGGUUGUUAUUGUUUCCUUUCCUUGCAUGUUGUAUCCCUAUAUAUGUAUACCUUCAGUAACCUUAAUGAAAGAGAUGAAGCCUUCAUACGAA